AUGCAGUAAAAGUAGGUUGAGGUAGCAAGGCUGACAUAUGCUAAAAACAUUCAAAGAUGUCUAAGCAUCCAUGGAUCGAUUGGAUCAGGAGAAGGAAUGAGCAAUGAUGAAUAGCCAGAAGCAUUCAAAGACUAUGAUCCUGUUGGACUUGCUCACUGCAUUACACAUAAUACGGAUAAGGUGGACAGAAGAUUCUUUGGAUACUACAAUAACCAGAAAUUAAGACUAAUUAUGCAAACCAAUGAGAGACUAUCAAAUUUAUCGAAAUCAGUGGGUUUAGUCAAAAAGAUAACAUUGGACAUUAAGAAUGUGAUGGUGGAUGAUGAGAGUUUAGUCACUGAUAUAGAUAAGGGAUUAAUAAAAAAUCAGACUAUGCUCUCUUAGACAAUGGGCCGUAUAGAUAAAAUGCUUACUAGUGCUAGUGGGAAUAGAACAUCUUAAAAUACCAGAUCAGUUUUUUUGAGGAGUCUAGUUGAAGCACCAUAUGUAUCUAGCAAACCUCCAAAGUCUCACAGAGGAUAUUCUUCUCAUACCGCCUCUCAUCAGGGAAUAGAUUACUACAAGUCUUUGCAGCUUAACGCCCUCAUAGAUUAGAAGUCAAUCAAACCUUUGCGAAGAGUAUAAGUUGAAAGAAUUCAUAAGAUCCUUGAGUCCUAAUUGGACAAAGACCUAUAUGAAAUUAUAAAGAAAAAAAUGGCAGUAAGGCUUCCUAAGAUUCUGACUCAGAAAAAUGUAGAUGAAAGCAUAGCAUCUAAUUAGGUGAAAAAUGAGAUAAAAAGGAGGAGAAAAAUAAGAAGAGAUGUUAAAAAGCAGUUUAAACUCGAUCUUAGAACAAGUUCAUUCCCAAAAACAUACACUGCAAAUUACUUUGAUUCAUAUGAUCCUGAAGGGAAGAAUAUAAUAAACGAGGAAUCUUCAUCUGCAAGAAAAAGUGCUCGAGCUUAGAUUAACUUGCUAAUAGAAAAGUCACAAAGAGAUAGUUCCCCCUCUUAGAAGAGUAAAGUUCAGUUUUAAAAUUAAAAGUUGAGAGGCUCACAGUCAUAAUAAGCUUUAAAUUUCAUUAAUCAAGAAGAUCAUUUAGAGGUUUUUAAUUUCCAUACUUAAGAUCAUGCAAAUACAAAGAAUAUGACCCUACGAUAGCUGAUUGAAAAAAGAAAAGCAAAUGCAGGGUCACAAACUGAUAUAAAUUUUGUAAUAGCUAACAAUUAAGAAGAAAAAUCAAACCAACAAAGUAAAAUUAUAAAUUAAAAAUCAGGUAAAAACAUCAUCAUUCAGCAGAAAAGUAUAAUCCCAGAAGCUUAGUUCUAAUUUGAUUUAACUGAUUAAAAUACUACAUAAUUCUAAUAUCAAUCUUGGAAAUCUGACCAACAGGAUGAAGUUAAUAAGAUUCUCAGAAAAACAUACACUCAAUAAAGCAACCUCAGUCUUUAAAAUGAAUAAAAAAUCUAGUAAUAUUUGAGUUCACUGAGGACAACUAAAGUAAAGUAGUUUGAAUUUGAUGGGUUGGCGAGAGAAAAACCAUUUUAUGAGAAAAUUGAUAUUGAAAAACUGCUCUUAUAAGCCAAAAAAAUGGAAAAGAAAAAGCAAUUGUUUAAAGUUUGA
This is a messenger RNA of Stylonychia lemnae, 1602 nucleotides long. NCBI's taxonomy places the organism in Eukaryota, Ciliophora, Spirotrichea, Sporadotrichida, Oxytrichidae. The record is from the annotation of a GenBank genome assembly.